This is a messenger RNA of Phyllostomus discolor (pale spear-nosed bat), 1523 nucleotides long. It is a transcript of the gene DDC, whose product is annotated as dopa decarboxylase. The coding region runs from base 4 to 1485 and encodes 493 amino acids. The record is from RefSeq and is a predicted model, not a curated record. The transcript is spliced from 14 exons. Lineage: Eukaryota; Metazoa; Chordata; Mammalia; Chiroptera; Phyllostomidae. Gene Ontology annotation, molecular function: pyridoxal phosphate binding; aromatic-L-amino-acid decarboxylase activity. Gene Ontology annotation, biological process: catecholamine metabolic process; amino acid metabolic process; serotonin biosynthetic process.
GGCAUGGACGCGAGCGAGUUCCGGAGGAGAGGCAGGGAGAUGGUGGACUACAUCGCUGACUACCUGGAGGGCGUCGAGGGGCGCCAGGUGUUCCCCGACGUGCAGCCCGGCUACCUACGCCCCCUGAUCCCCAGCUGCGCCCCCCAGGAGCCGGACACGUUCGAGGACAUCAUGAAGGACGUGGAAAGGGUCAUCAUGCCCGGGGUGACCCACUGGCACAGCCCUCACUUCUUCGCCUACUUCCCCACGGCCAGCUCCUUCCCGGCCCUCCUCGGUGACAUGCUCAGCGGGGCCAUCGGCUGCAUCGGCUUCUCCUGGGCCGCAAGCCCGGCGUGCACGGAGCUGGAGACCGUGAUGCUGGACUGGCUCGGGAAGAUGCUGCGGCUGCCGGCGCCCUUCCUCACUGAGAGCGGCGGCGGCGAAGGGGGCGGCGUGAUCCAGGGCAGCGCCAGCGAGGCCACGCUGAUGGCCCUGCUGGCCGCUCGGAGCAGAGCGACGCGCCGCCUGCAGGCUGCCCGCCCGGGGCUCACGGACGCCGCCGUCCUGGAGAAGCUGGUGGCAUACUUCUCGGACCAGGCCCACAGCUCCGUGGAAAGAGCCGCAUUAAUCGGAGGCGUGAAAUUCAAGGCCAUCCCUUCGGACGACAAGUUCACCAUGCGCGCGUCCGCCCUGCAGGAGGCGCUGGAGAGGGACAAGGCGGCCGGUCUGAUCCCUUUCUUCGUGGUGGCGACCCUGGGGACCACGUCCUGCUGCUCCUUCGACCGCCUCCCAGAGCUGGGGCCCGUCUGUGACAAGGAGGACCUGUGGCUGCACAUCGACGCCGCCUACGCCGGCAGCGCCUUCAUCUGCCCCGAGUUCCGGCACCUUCUCAAUGGCGUGGAGUUUGCAGAUUCCUUUAAUUUUAACCCCCACAAGUGGCUCCUGGUGAACUUUGACUGCUCCACUAUGUGGGUGAAGCGGAGAUCGGACCUGAUCGGCACCUUCAAGAUGGACCCCGUGUACCUGAAGCACACCCACCAGGACUCAGGGCUGAUCACUGACUACAGGCACUGGCAGCUGCCGCUGGGCCGCCGGUUCCGCUCCCUGAAGAUGUGGUUCGUCUUCCGGAUGUACGGCGUCGCGGGGCUGCAGGCCCACAUCCGCAAGCACGUGCAGCUGGCGCACGAGUUUGAGUCCUUGGUGACCCAGGACCCUCGCUUCGAGAUCUGCACGGAGGUCACUCUGGGGCUGGUCUGCUUCCGCCUGAAGGGUUCCAACCAGCUGAACGAAGCUCUCCUGGAGAGGAUAAACGCCGCCAGGAAAAUCCACCUGGUGCCCUGCCACCUGCGGGACAAGUUCGUGCUGCGCUUCGCCAUCUGCUCCCGCACGGUGGAGUCUGCGCAUGUGCAGUCGGCCUGGGCGCACAUCCAGGCGCUGGCGACCGCGCUGCUGGGAGCCUGGCGGGAGUGCGGGUCAGCGCCGCCAGGGGGCGCUGCAGAGAUCUAAAGUUGAAAAGAAGUACAUCUGAAAACUGCACGGAGAAG